This is a messenger RNA of Aspergillus nomiae NRRL 13137, 1572 nucleotides long. RefSeq lists its product as uncharacterized. Gene Ontology annotation, molecular function: hydrolase activity, hydrolyzing O-glycosyl compounds. Gene Ontology annotation, biological process: carbohydrate metabolic process. Bases 1 to 1572 code for a protein of 523 amino acids. Lineage: Eukaryota; Fungi; Ascomycota; Eurotiomycetes; Eurotiales; Aspergillaceae. The record is from RefSeq and is a predicted model, not a curated record. The transcript has a single exon.
AUGGUGUCGUUUACGGGAGCAUCGCCAUCAUCCUUCAGACGGCUUUCUCCAAGCCAGGGAUCUGCUGAUGCGAUCCCAAUACUUGUCAAUAGCACCUAUCACCUCUUUCAUCUGACAACACCGCCUCAUACUGUCCAUCAUCCCGAGAGACUUCGUUCGUAUUGGUCGCACCUUCGCUCUAGGAACCUCGUCAAAUGGAGCCGAGAUGACUCCCCUUCUAUCAUUCCAGACAAGGACUCUGCAAACCAUGACGCCGAUGGUGCUUGGACCGGUUCAGCAAUUAUUGGGCCUGAUGGAAACAUGCAUAUUUUCUACACGGGAUACAACCUGUCCCAGGAUGGAAAACAAGUGAUCAUUCAUGCAGCGUCUCCGGAUAUAGAAGGGUCAUCAUUCGUGAAAUUCCCGGAGCCAAUCUCGAUAACUAAUGAGACAGUAGCAAAUCUUGCUUCAUUUGAGGAUAUUGAUUUCCGUGAUCCGUAUGUGCUUUUCAAUCAAGAUGAGCGGCAAUAUUGGAUGCUGGUGGCUACGCGCCUCGCGGAAGGCCCGUAUUGGACCAGGGGGUGUCUUGCAUUGUUGACGUCGACAGACUUGAACACUUGGCAUUUGGAACCUGAACCUUUCUUUGCCCCAAAUGACAUGUUUUGUCCUGAAUGCCCAGAACUCUUCACACUUCCCAAUGGCCACUGGUACCUCGUUUACUCGAGAUUUUCGUCUCCUCACUCAGGGACAGUGUACCGCAUGUCCGACUCACCGCGUGGACCCUUCCGAAAACCCAAAGAUGGCUCUGCCGGGCGUUGGGAUGGAAGGAGAUGGUACGCAGCAAAAUCUUGCCCCAAGGCCGGAGAUCCAUCAAAGCGCGUGUAUUUUGGCUGGAUUGCUGAUCGUUGCGAGGAAGACAAGAAGUGGAUGUGGGGAGGAGAUAUGGCGUAUCCGCGGCAGGUAUACGCUACUGCUGAUGGAUCUCUAAGGAUUGAGCCAGUUGAGGAGAUCAUGUCAGAGCUCUUUCGUUCAGAACCUAUCUUUCAGCGCCCAUCCGUCAAGCUCAACUCUUUAGGAGCAGUCAAGAAGCACUUUCUAUAUCCUACGUCGGCUAGUUCCGGCGCAACUUCGUCCUUGCCAACCCUCAUGUCUUUUAAGUUCUCUUCGAGUGAUGCAGCAUCAUUUGGUGUACUUUUCCACGCAGAUGCAGACCUUUCCGGCUACUGGCUGCGUUUCACUCCCGCGCAAGCUGGGCCAGGGAGAUCAUUUUUUACCAUAUCAUUAUCUCUUUGCCCCCCUUCCCUAGACGACUUCUGGGCUGAUCAGUACAAGUUGUACCUUCCGCGAGAAGUUGAUGGUCAUGAACUAGUCCGGCACGAUAACGUUCCAGUUGGACAGGAGGAAGCCGUGAAAGUUCUCAUGAUAGGAGAUACUUUGGAAGUUUUUGUUGGGGGAAGAGCAAUUAGCUAUCGGUUUCAACCAAAACAGAGUGGGGGUAAAGGGGGGAACCUGAGAUAUGGACUGUUUGUGGAUGAUGGAGAGGUCACUUUCAACUCAUUCUUCUCAGUCGUUGGUAAUCUCCCGUCAAUAUAG